This is a messenger RNA of Gossypium arboreum, 2050 nucleotides long. RefSeq lists its product as uncharacterized. Lineage: Eukaryota; Viridiplantae; Streptophyta; Magnoliopsida; Malvales; Malvaceae. The transcript has 4 exons. Bases 264 to 1850 code for a protein of 528 amino acids. The record is from RefSeq and is a predicted model, not a curated record.
GAAAGGAUCAUCACUCAUCCUUAUCUAAUUGCAACAAACAAUAAACGUUUCCCCACUUUCUCUCUGUUUACCUAUAAAUUUAAAAAAAAAAAAAACUUUCAAAAGAAAAUUCCUUGCCUUGCAGACAAGCUCAUUAAAGCGAAAACCAUAAUCUCUCUUCCAUUUAUUUAAAAAUUUGUUUUUGUUUUUUUGUUAUCUCUUCCAGAAAUAGAAAUAGAGAGAGAAAAGUAAUUUUACUGUUCGGAUCUGUGUUUUUGGAGGAAAUGGCAUCUGGAUCAUCGGGUCGGGGAAACACGGGUAAUUCCAAAGGGUUUGAUUUUGGGUCCGAUGAUAUUCUUUGCUCCUAUGAGGAUUACGGCAACCAGGAAUCGUCCAAUGGCAACCACACCGAACCCAACAGCUCCAAUAAGGAGUUUCACAAAGGAAGAGUAGCACGUUCAAUGUUUCCACCUAGUGGAUACAGUCAGCCGGAAGACUCUUUCUCCUCAGAUGUGGCUGCUACUGUUGAAAAAACCAUGAAAAGAUACACAGAUAAUCUCAUGCGCUUUCUUGAAGGAAUAAGUUCUCGAUUAUCACAGUUGGAGCUAUAUUGCUACAAUCUUGAUAGAUCAAUUGGAGAUAUGCGAGCUGAUUUAGUUCAUGGGAAUGGAGAUGCAGAUUCAAAGCUUAAAUCUAUUGAGAAACAUCUACAAGAGGUCCACAGGUCUGUGCAGAUCCUAAGAGAUAAGCAGGAGCUUGCGGAGACUCAGAAGGAGUUGGCUAAGCUACAACUUGCACAGAAGGAAUCUUCUUCCAGCCAUUCACAAUCGACUGAGGAGAGAGUAUCACCACCUGCCUCUGAUCCUAAAAAGACUGACCACACAUCUGAGAUGCAAAACCAACAAUUAGCUCUUUCCCUACCUCAUCAAGUAGCAUCACAACAACAGCCUGUGGCGGCACACUCUCAAGCCCCACCUCAAAAUUUGACCCAACAAUCCUACUACAUCCCCGCCCCUAACCCUAACCCUCCCCCUGCCCCAGCACAAAAUCAGCACCCCCAGAGUCAAUAUGUGACUUCUGAUCCUCAAUACCGACCGCCUCAGAUACAAGACAUCUCUAGGAUGCCAACACAGCCUACACAAUCCCAAGGUAAUCAGGUCCAAUCAUUCCCUCAGUAUCAGCAGCAAUGGCCUCAACAAUUAUCGCAGCAAGUGCAACCGCAGCAGCAGUCCUCUAUGCAACCACAGAUGAGGGCCCCAUCAACACCAGCUUACUCUCCCUACCCUCCAACUCAAUCAACAAAUCAAUCUCAACCAGAGGCGUUGCCCAACAGCAUGGCCAUGCAGGUCUCAUAUUCUGGACUUCCUCAACCCGUGUCUAGCCGUGCUGAUACCAUUACUUAUGGGUACGGAGUACCCGGCAGAACAGCUCCCCAGCAACCUCCUCAACAAAUCAAAGGCACUUUUGGAGCACAACCGACUGAUAGGUACACAGGACCUGUCUCCAAUCCCCCCUUUCCUCCGGGAAGUGCUUACAUGGUAUAUGAUAGUGAAGGGGGUAGAACACAUCACCCGUCCCAGCAGCCUAACUUCUCACAGGGUGGAUAUCCCCCAGCAGCAAAUGUCUCUCUUCAGACUCAACCAGGUACUGGCCCUAAUGUUAUGGUUAGAAACACCAACCAUCCGCAGUUUGUUCGCAAUCAUCCCUACAGUGAGCUGAUUGAAAAGUUGGUGAGCAUGGGUUUCAGAGGUGAUCAUGUUGCCAGUGUGAUUCAGAGGAUGGAAGAGAGCGGGCAGCCUCCGGAUUUCAAUGCUGUGCUUGAUAGAUUAAAUGCACAUUCCUCUGGUGGUUCUCAAAGAGGAGGAUGGUAAAGGGCAAUCGCAUACCUGAGUUGGGCUUUGGAUGUUAUUCGAAUAAAGGGUGGUAGAGUUCUCGUUUAUAUGUUGGGAGGGAUAUGAAUAUUUGUAUGUUACCUCCUAAUUAAAACUUCUACUGGGAAAUGUUUGCUUUUAUUUGGGUUAAUUUCAGUUUUAUUAUCUAAUGCAAUAACCCCCCCUGCUGCUUAUCUUAA